Molecule: messenger RNA, 5024 nt
Organism: Candidula unifasciata
Lineage: Eukaryota; Metazoa; Mollusca; Gastropoda; Stylommatophora; Geomitridae
Source: the annotation of a GenBank genome assembly
GACUUUUCAGACACAGUAUCUCUCCUGGAUAAAUCCAAUGUGAACCAAGAUGCUUUAAUGGCGUAUGCUCGAGAAGCAGCUAAUUUCUCUACACACUAUCAACUCCCAUCUCUAGAGUAUGCAGUUAACCAUUCUGGUCAGGCUGAUGUGGCAAUGUUUGAUUUUACUUCAAUGUUUGCUGCAGAAAAUGCAUCAAAGUUUCUUGUAAAGAAUGGCCACCACCUUCUGAUGGGUCUUGUUGGAGAUAGCCUGUUAGAGCCAUUUUGGCCCACUGGUUCUGGCUGUGCUCGUGGUUUUCUGAGUGCCUUUGAUGCAGCUUGGAUGAUACGUAGCUGGGCAAUGGGCAAGACUCCGCUCCAGGUGCUGGCUGAAAGAGAAAGCAUCUACACACUCUUGUCCCAGACUACACCUAGUUAUCUCAACAAAAACUAUAACUUGUACAGCAUAGACCCAAGUUCUAGAUACCUGAACUUAAAUCUAAAGGCAGUCAAAACAAGUCAAGUGAGACAUUUAUAUGAUGGUGGUAUGUGUGACAACUGGGAAGAGAAGGAUCCUGUUAUGUCCGUACCAAGCAAAAAGUCAAAAAGUGACAAUGGUACCACAGACAGCCGUAGUCUUCUUGAAUGGUGCCAGAAAGUGCUGAAUACUGGCAACUAUCCAAGUGUACGUGUGAUAGAUUUUACAAGCUCCUGGCGCAGUGGACUUGCUAUAUGUGCUCUUAUACACUCUUACAGACCUGAUCUCAUAGAUUAUAGCAGGCUUUUGGAACAAGAUGUUGCUGCUAACAACCAGCUGGCAUUCAGCAUAGCAGAAAAAGAGUUGGGAAUCCCACCUGUGAUGACCAGUGAAGACAUGGCCAGGUGUGCAGUUCCUGACAAAUUGACCAUGAUAUCUUACCUGACACAGUUUUAUGACCUUUUCAGAGAUGAACCUGUACCGACCCCUGUGCCUCUCAAGCUAACCACCAGGACUACAGCAGAUGUUAAGAAGCCAAAUUCAGCUCGCCGCUCAAAUAGGAGGGUUUCAAUUUUGCAGAAGUUGAAUUCUAGAAUAGCAAAAUCAAAAAAGAGAAAAGAGCAAGAGAAAAAUGAGGGGCGUGCUUUGAGGUUUAAGAAAUAUAAAGAACUACCAGAGGAUGAAGAUGAGCAAGAGGACCAUAACAGACUGUCUAAGGAAAGUGUAACUAAUCAGUUACAAAUGCACCACAAAAGAGAUGUUAGAGAAGGGAAGUACAAAGGCAGGGAGAGUCCUGCUGCUGUUAAUGUGGCAGCCAUGACAGAUAUUCUAACAGCCAAAUUUAAGAGCCUCGAGGGUAGCCCACAUGAACCUGUGAGAAAACUGAAAACUCAAACAAGUCUGGACCAACCGCCUUCAGUCAGUGAUGUGUGCUAUUUUUGUCGGAAAAGAGUGUAUAUAAUGGAGCGUGUCAGUGCAGAAGGUCAAUUUUUUCAUCGAAGUUGUCUGAAAUGCGAUCACUGCGGAAUGGGACUGCGAUUAACCAAUUAUUCCUGUGACAGGGAUGUUAAACCAGUGAAGUUCUACUGCUAUCGGCAUGCGAUUCCAGAGAUGAGACUUCGUCCACAGAGAAAGCGCCUUUUAGAAGAGAAUAACAUUCCAGAUGUUGUUGUUACUCCUGCAGAACAGCUGCCCAGAGAAAAAUGCCCUCCCAAAAUUAUCAAUACAUUUCAGGCACCUGUGAUAAAAACAGCUGAUGUACAAGAACAAGUGAAAUGUACACCAGAACGAAUGGAAUAUGAGAUAUCAUUGGAUGGAAUAGAGGAGUCUGAGGAGAUACAGUCUGAGCAUAAUCUGCAAGCAUCGCAGACACAUGUUGUACAGUCAGAUGAGGAUGUGAAUUCGGAGUCGUCUGACUCUGAUGUCGGUGAUCCCAUAUGGAACAACUCCUUAAUUCAGAAAGGGCAUCCACAUUCUUCUGAUUCGCAGAUUCAAAAGAGCGGCAAAGCAUUUAAUAAUAGAAGUGAAGUUUCUAAUGAGUUGGUGAAACAGGAUAACGGAGAAUCACAGGCAAAAGCAGUUGCAAGGAAGCUUGCCCACGAUACCAGCUAUACACCUGCAUCCAAUAAUUCUGUCUGUGAAAACUUGCGUGUUGGAGCAGCUUAUUCAGAAACCAAAGGAGUCUUCAUUGAAGGGCACCUUAGUCCCAGUGCUAAUAAAACUAGACGAUUUCGCAUGAAACGCCAGACAAAUAAACAGCACAUACCGUUUUCUAAACUAGACGGUCAGAACAACAAGACUGGAUCAGCAGCAGUUGACAGACUUCAGCUUGGGGGUCAAAGGUCAGAGUUGGACAUUCCAGCAAAGGAGAGUACAGGAAAUGGUAAGCCACAGCGCAUUCCUGUGAUGGGAAUCAGCUAUGGUGAAACAGGCACUUGUGAGAGCUUAAAUGGCAUGAAGAAACUAAAAGCUGAAAACAACGCUUACCAGAAAGUAGAAUGUUUGAUCUCAGAAAAUUUUUCUGCAGAUAGUCUGGGUUUUAGAAAAAUUGAUGAUAAAUUUGUCACCGAAAGGCGCCACAAAAACAUGGAUAAAAUUGCAGCAGCUUUAAAAGAGCAAAGUAAGUUAUUGUCUGGAGAUGCAGAGGAAUCAGAUAUGUAUUCUAGCUUUUCCAUAUCAACACCCAGUGGUAGUGAAUCAUCAAUAACUUCUGUUGAACUGGACAAAUCUGCUUUAGAUGAUGCUAAUAGAGUCUCUUAUAACUUGGCUCAGCCAAAUAAUGGUGCAAAUUUAGUCUGGAGCAAAAAUGUAUUGUCAGAUCAACUUGAAAAUGAUUGCAACAAUAAUAAGAAAGCAAGUGCAAACAAAGGGACUAAUGAGAAUGCAAAAGUUUUCCCAGAUAUUUCCCAUAAUAUAUCAUGCAUCACACCAGAUGGUAGCACAGAAAAGCUUAGAAAGGCCAUAGAUACCCCUGUUCGAAGUAAACUAUCCCUCACCCGUCCAUUACCUCCACCAGGUUCGCAGCCAUUUCAUUUGCACAGAUCACUAUCAUCAGGUUCAGGCACCGCUCAGUAUUCACUUUCAGAAGUUAGCAGUAGUGACAUCACACGGUCAUCUAAAACAGAAAAAGAACAGUCACCAAGCAAAGAUACUCGCCUGUCUAGAAUGGGCAGCAGUUUUGAAUCGCCGCUGGUAAAUUAUGCAUUGACAUCAAGACUGGCAGUGUUGACUAAAUUUUCUAACCAGUCAGAAGGUUCACCUCGCAAACCUCUACUGACAUCAUCAUCAUCAUCAUCAUUUGCAAAAUACUCAACAGACCGGCCAGCCGUGUAUUCAGCUGCCAAGAUAAAUAAUGAGGUCUCACCAUUGCCUAGCCAACAAAGUUUCUCAACUGUUAGAGGAACCAUGGCUACACCAUCUGAUUAUAAAACUUCAGUAACAGGGAAGUCUGGUGACAGAUUUUCUAAUCGCUAUGAAUUUUCUGGGCAAACUUCAGCAACUAUUGAUCCACAAUCACAGAAACCAGAAGUGGUUGAAAACAAAUUUAAACAGAAAUUAGAUGCCAUCAGACACAAGCCUCAUGGGUUGGGGGCAAAGGCUAAGGAUGCUAUUGUUGACUAUACAUUUGAUGGCAACAGGUCAGGUUUAGGUGAGAUUUCAGAACUAUAUGGUCAGAAAAGUAAUGGGCAGCCUACUUAUCUAAACAAAACCGGGGCUGAAGCAGCGAAAACUUUGAGUCUGACACAGCCAUCAGAAAAUCAUGAUGCGUUAAAGACAGUUUUACCGAGUUCUUCAGCAUGUACAAAAAGUGAUCCUGUAGUUCUCAGUUCCCAGCAGAUUCGGGAUAAUUAUAGAGCAGACAUAGAGAAAGCUAGACUACAAGCUAGACAUAAAGCAAAACUAAAAACUGAUGAGGAACUUGGCAUCUCUACUGUAGGUCAUGCCUAUGCUGGUAAAGAAUAUCUCUUAAAUAGGAAUGUCCCUGGGAAAGUUGACAGCCAUUCUCAACAUGACAAGCAUAAUGGUGCAGACAAUACCAGUGGCAUAAUUUCCAGUCAUAAUACUAAUUCUGUCAGCUUAGCAACUGUUGAUGAAAAACAUGGAAACCAUUCAUGUCAACCACCAGCUGUAUUGAGUCAAAAAGACAGUGUUGCUGUGAUCAGUUCAGAAAAGUCAUCUUACAAAAAUGCAAAAGAAAUUAAAAAUCAUGAAUCAGAUAAAAAUGGGAAAUCAUUUUUAGCUUUGCUUGGUUUGGGAAAAAGUAAGAAGAAGGUGACAGAACAUUCUGAUGUCGUGUCCAGUCCUGACUGUUCACCACAGGCUGCUGAAAUUAUUCCCAAGGAUAAGCAAAAAAAGAAAAUACACAAGAGGAAGAAUGUCAAGGAAAAGAAAUCAAAAUCAUCAAAAACUUCCUGCCUUGAAAACCAGGACACAGCUUCAGAAUAUAGUAAAGACCUGUCUGUUUUUUCAGUGUUCCAUAAAGACUCAAAUAAGCAGGUGAAAAACUUGCUUGAUGUUAUGCCAACUUCAACCUUGACUUCCAAAAUGCAUGCAGAGGAGAGAUCUGAUUCUGAUGACAAGCAUAUUUCUCACUCACCAAUGGGGAGAAGAAAGGCACAAACUAUAGAUGAAAGGAUUGCUCAGCGUAUGUCGAGAAUUGCUAAGAUACAGCAAAAGCAAGCUGAGCAAAGGCGCCUGAGAAUGGCACAAGAGAUACAACGUCAGCUUGAGGAGGUUGAAGUCAAAGGGAAGGAGUUGGAAGAAAGGGGAGUUACUGUCGAAAAGGCACUCAGAGGCAAUUCUCAUGCUGAAAAUGAGACCCAGUUGAUGAAUGAAUGGUUCAUGCUGGUCACUGAGAGAAAUGCCUUGCUCAGAUAUGAAUCUGAGUUACUGGUCAGGGCAAAGGAACUGGAAUUAGAGGACAGGCAGACUCGUUUGGAGUUUGAAUUCAGAGAGAAGUCUAAACUUUCUGAAGCCCUUGAAAAGUAUUUACAGCUUUAUAGCUUCAGUUUUCUCCAGUCUUGUCGAACAAACAAACAAAACAGAAUACAGGUAGUCAAAGAGGAAAA